UUUAAUUUUAGGUGAUGAAAUCUUAGCUAUACUCUCCGUCAUCCAGUCGGAUUGGAGCGGAUGAAACAAAAAGAUUAAGAACCUUUUUUCAUCAAAACUCUCUUACAACUCACAGCAACCUAAGAUCAUCAAUGGUUAAAUAUCGUUAUUUAUAAAUAAAACGAAAAAAAAAAAAGAUGAAGAAGAAAAAAACAGAUGGGUUGCGUUGAAACAGAAGCAGGCAUGAUUGCGUAACCAACGAAACAAAAAGAGUAGUAAGGGUCAAUCAAUUUGUUAUUUUCCAAAAAAAUUAUAAAUAAAAUAUUGUUUUAUGGCGUCACCUUCCUCAACUCCUCCAAAAGAAGAGGAAAAGGAAGGCUCAGCUCAACAAAUCAAACCUUCAACCAGAAGAAAUGGUUCCUUCCUCCUCCACCAAGGAUCCUCCUCCCACUCCUUCCUGGUUCACUCCCAAACGGUUAUUGAUUAUAUUUUGUGUUAUUAACAUGAUAAAUUAUGUGGAUCGAGGAGCAAUAGCGAGUAAUGGUGUUAAUGGGAGUAUUAGGAUUUGUGAUGACAGGGGAAUUUGCACUUCCGGUAGUGGAAUUCAGGGGGAAUUUGACUUAACUAAUUUCCAAGAUGGUCUCUUAUCGUCUGCAUUCAUGGUUGGACUCCUCGCGGCAUCCCCAAUAUUUGCUUCCUUGGCAAAGAGUCACAACCCUUUUAGGCUUAUUGGAGUUGGAUUAUCUGUUUGGACAUUGGCUGCAGCUGGAUGUGGUAGUGCAUUUUCCUUUUGGUUUAUUGCAAUAUGCCGCAUGCUGGUUGGUGUUGGAGAAGCUUCUUUCAUAAGUCUUGCUGCUCCAUUUAUUGAUGACAAUGCUCCUGUUUCUCAGAAAACAGCCUGGCUUGCAAUGUUUUAUAUGUGCAUACCUACUGGAGUUGCUCUUGGAUAUGUUUAUGGUGGAUUCGUUGGGGGCCAUUUUCACUGGCGCUAUGCAUUCUGGGGAGAGGCAUUGUUGAUGCUUCCAUUUGCUGUUUUUGGCUUCGUGGUGAAACCUUUGCAGUUGAAAGGAUUUUGUUCUGUUGAAUCAAAAAAAGCAUUGACAUCUGUGGAGACAGUUUCUGCUGUAACUGACGAUUCAGAUGCAUCAAAGCUAGAUGGCCGGAUCUUGGUUGGAGGUGAUGGUGUAAUUGCUGAUGAAUUGAAUAAAACUUCCAAGUCAGUAGGCAUACACAACAUAUUGAACCAGUUCUCUCCGUUUGCAAAAGACGUGAAAGUGCUUUUGGUGGACCAAGUUUAUGUUAUAAAUGUUUUUGGUUACAUAGCAUACAACUUUGUCAUUGGUGCAUACUCAUAUUGGGGGCCAAAGGCUGGUUAUAAUAUUUAUCAUAUGAAGAGUGCAGAUAUGAUGUUUGGAGGGAUUACAAUUGUUUGUGGGAUUUUAGGAACAAUAUCUGGCGGCCUCAUCCUUGAUCGCAUGAGUGCAACAAUAUCUAAUGCUUUUAUACUUCUUUCAGGUGCAACAUUUCUGGGUGCGAUAUUUUGCUUUGUUGCUUUCUGUCUCAGGAGCUUGUAUGGUUUCAUUGUUCUUUUCGCAGUGGGUGAAUUACUUGUUUUUGCAACGCAGGCUCCUGUGAAUUACGUGUGUCUCCAUUGUGUCAAACCGAGUUUGAGACCAUUAUCUAUGGCCAUCUCUACUGUCUCAAUUCACAUCUUUGGGGAUGUGCCUUCCUCACCGCUUGUUGGGGUUCUCCAGGAUCAUGUUAACAAUUGGAGGGAAACUGCACUUGUUCUGACCUCUAUAUUCUUUCUUGCUGCUGGAAUAUGGUUUAUAGUGUGGACAAGUCUAAUGAUGAAAGUGAAAGUCAAGUCUCUACAAUCACAACAGCCAAUAGGAAGCCAUUGCUUGAUGGAAAUGGGGAUGAGAGUUUUGGUGAAGUCUAAGUUCAAAUCUACGUGCUGCAAAAAAAAUUUUGCACGCUCACAAAUGUAAAUAAAAUUUUUAGUUUUAUUGCAUCUGUUUUUCCCAGUUGUAGAAGCUUACAAUUUUGUUUAGGUUAGUUUUAUUGAGGAAGUCUCUUAUAUCAGUUGUGGGAGUGAAAAGACAGAAAUUUGGUGUCAUUUUUUUGUUACGAAGGUCGCCCUGAGUAAAUGAAAAUGAAUUACAUAUGUUGGGAUUUGAAUCUCAUAUUUGUUGAAUGUUAUU
Messenger RNA from Durio zibethinus, 2183 nucleotides. The record is from RefSeq and is a predicted model, not a curated record. Lineage: Eukaryota; Viridiplantae; Streptophyta; Magnoliopsida; Malvales; Malvaceae.